AUGCCCAGAGGAAGCUCACUAGCUCACGAUUUGAGCUCCGUCAUUAAUAAUCCUCGAUACAGUGAUAUACGUAUAAUAUGUCAGGAUGAUGUCUUAUACGGAUGUCGAACUAUUUUAGCCGCUCGCUCAGAAGUCUUUGAUCGGAUACUAUUUCCUGGAAGACGAGAUCCAUGUCCUACAGAAAUAUCUUUCCCGGAUAUCAAUUCAUCUGCGAUGAAAUUUAUACUUGAAUUCAUUUAUACCGGAAGUAUUCGUGAAGAGGCAUUAUUGAAACCGUCCGACGCAAUCGACAUUUACCAUGCAGCCGAUUAUUUCCUUUUACCCGAUCUUCAGAAUUGUAUUCUGAAAGUUACCGAGGAAUUUCUUAAGGAACAUGACUAUAGACUUGCUUUGAAACUCUUCAACAAAACCAUCGAAAAAAUGCCCUUAUCCCAAGAGAAUAAUCUAUAUUCUCUUUUAAUCACUCGUAUUGCCGCAACACCGCUCGAUUCUUUUUCUUUUGGGUGCUUUACGAUGGAAAAUCUUCGAGCUCUUUUGACCUCAACAUUAAACAGUAGCGCGUAUUUUGCAACACCUGAAUACGAAGUUUUUCGAUACAUAAUUCUCUGGGGCGCAAACCAAAUCUCGGAAGAAGCAACAAGCAUUUUCGAAUAUCGCUUACCUGCUUUAGAAAUCGCUGAGCAACAAUUUUUGCUUCCUCAGGAGUUCUUUCUUAAUCAAAGUGAAGCCUCAAAGUAUUAUCAGCUACAAGCAAGCCUCCUCCGGCUCAUCUCACCAAUACUUACUUAUAUAAAUUUCUCACUAAUUAAGCCAAAUAUCUUAGCGAAUGUAAUACAUCCGCUAGGGAUCAUACCGACUCCGAUCCUUUUAGAAGCAUAUCGAUUCCACGCGGAAUUGAAAAAUAAUUCGACAAAUAGAAGAGGCGGAGUUUCGUGCAGAAUUGACGAUCUUCGGUGGGAUAAUCUGGCAUGCGGACCGAACAUUGAAAUAAAAGACUAUGGAACUCGAGUACUGUGUGCAAAUAGUACAACUGUUGAAUCUGUUCGUGGAGUAAAUCAGCUUUCGGGCAAUGGCAUGUACGAGUGGGACGUCGUUGUCGAGGAAAAAAGCAGAUGCGCUUGGAUAGGUGUAUGCGAGGAAAGUGUCGAUUUUUCCUCGUACUUGGGCCGUCAAGAAAAUAUUUAUGUGUUUGGUUCAGACGGACAGAUAUGGAAUUCUGGUAAGUCAUUUCGAUACGGCACUACGUUUAAUAAAGGCUCUACGAUUACUGUACAUCUCGACAUGACCAAACGAACAUGUGCAUUUUCAAUUGACGGAGUCAGAUAUCCCGUCGCGUGGUCUAAUUUACCGGACAAACUCUAUCCCGCGGCGGCAAUUUGGAAAUUUGGAAGAUUAAGGAUUAAACCUCACACUUAA
This is a messenger RNA of Ambispora gerdemannii, 1416 nucleotides long. Lineage: Eukaryota; Fungi; Glomeromycota; Glomeromycetes; Archaeosporales; Ambisporaceae. The record is from the annotation of a GenBank genome assembly.